CGAACAGCCGCAUCCGUCUCACAACCACCAGAUGCUCAACUUCGAAAUACCAUACUGACAAUGCCUGCCCCAGGCGCCCAGUACGAAUCGUCGACGAUAACGAACCCGUUCGAGGAGCGACGCGUGUCGGCCUUCACGGCCUCGGAGAUCGCGACGCUGCAGAGCCGGCUCAACAAGCAGCUGGGGCCGGAGUACAUAUCGCACCGGACGGGGGCGGGGGGCUCCAAGGUCGCGUACCUGGAGGGCACGAAAGCCAUCGCGCUCGCCAACGACGUGUUUGGGUUCAAUGGGUGGUCGAGCUCGCUGCAGCAGGUGCAGGUUGACUAUGUGGAUGAACAUCAGGGCGGAAGGAUCAAUCUGGGCUUGUCGAUUGUGGUGAGGGUUACGCUGAAGGAUGGGACGUACCAUGAGGAUAUCGGGUACGGCAUGAUCGAGAACGCGAAGGGCAAAGGCGCGGCGUUCGAGAAGGCGAAGAAGGAGGCCGCCACGGACGGAUUGAAGCGCGCGCUGCGGAACUUCGGAAACGUGCUGGGUAAUUGCCUGUACGACAAGGAGUACUUGAAGAAGGUGAAUACGAUGAAGGUCAAGCCGGUGGCGUUUGACGAGAAUAGACUGCACAGGCAUCCGGAUUUUCGCGCAAGGAUCAAGGAGGAGGAGCAGCAACAGCAGCAGCAGCAGCAACAGCAACAGCAACAGCAACAACAGCAGGCGAUGGUCAAGGUGGAGCAGCAGACUCCGGUGAGACAUGGUGCGGGUGCGGCUGUGAAUCAGGGUGUUCCUGCAUUGCAGCAGUCUGCGUCGUCGAUUACUGCUGAGUUCGAGGAUGAGUUUGGGGGGAAUCUUUUCGAUGGCGUUGAGAUCAGCGAGCAUCAUGGCGAUGAGUUCACCUUUGAGACUGUCGACUCGGCGCCAAAGGUGAUUGAGGCUGGUGAAGCGUCCGCUCGCAACUCUGCUAACCCGCCUCAUCGACAAUCGAUUAAUCGAAUGCAGUCGAUGCCUGCCAUGCGAACUGGUGCUGGUGCUGGUGCUGCUGGACCACCACAGAGGCAGAAUCAAGCUACUUCGAGGCCGACGCCUCCUCCUGUAUCGAACGGAAGGGGUCCUCAGAAUUCCAAUGUCCAACAGAACAAUGGCCCUCCGAAACCCAUGGCACAACAACAACAGCAGCACAAUCAGCCUCCACGGACCACACCUCCAAACCAGAUGCCCCAAAAGCCAAAUGGCCAACAGCCCAACCAACAGCCGAACGACAAACCAUCAAUUGGCUUCACGACAUCCCGUGCUGCAGAGUUGAUGCAAAAUCCCGAGGCAAUAAGCAACUUGCCGGCCUUCAACCCUCACGCUGAAUCCCCUCUCCCCAAGCAUCAGCGAACACCUGGCAUAGACCACACACGAUCUCGAAAGAUCACCCGCGAGUCCGUCGGCGUUCCAACACCACCAAUACCCCAACAGCAGCCUGGCCAGCAGCCCCAGCCUCAACCCCAACCCAGCCAGGGAGGCAACAACCAGUUCCGGCCCAUGAACCCGCAAAACCGCUCGAACUUCGUGAACCCGCACCAGGACUCCAACAGGAGAAUCGGAAUGCCGGGCGCCCACGCGAUGAGCCCGCUCGCAAACCGCGGCUCCUACAAGCCCCCAGGCCCCGUAGGCGGCAUCAAAAGACCCCCUCUCGCCGACGUGAGCAACCAGAACGGUACCGCGAACCCAGACGGGCCACCAGAUUCGAAGAAGGUCAAACUCGAAGCUGGCACCAACGCCACAUCUGCAACAGAGAACGUGCCAAACGCACCACCGCCACCGGCGCCACCAGCAGCAGGAGCGUGAACAAUAAAACAAAAGAUGAAGAAAUUUGCAACUUUAUUCUAGCGACUCAUUUCAAAUGGACAACGGACGGGAUCAAGGGCGGCGUUUUAUCUUGGGAACUUGCGUGUGCGGGUGGGUGCUGGGCCGGGCGUUUUUAUGUCCUCUUUGUUUCUUUUGGCUGCAUUAUAUCCAGCUAUGAUGGGAUCUUGAGCGGAGAUGAGGAAGGGCCACAUCAUUCACAGACACACUAUUCAUGAUUUGGGGUUACUGGAAGGGGAAGAGGAUGUGAGAUGUGUCGGUUGAGAUAUGGAUCACUCAUGGCAUAACUAUAUAGUGGCAUGUCCUCUCGGAAGAUGGGUUGGUAGUCUCACUUAUAUCAAUACGACAAGGGAAUACAUUUUCAC
Aaosphaeria arxii CBS 175.79 is the source of this 2207-nucleotide messenger RNA. RefSeq lists its product as uncharacterized. The transcript has 4 exons. NCBI's taxonomy places the organism in Eukaryota, Fungi, Ascomycota, Dothideomycetes, Pleosporales. Gene Ontology annotation, cellular component: nucleus. Gene Ontology annotation, biological process: DNA recombinase assembly; double-strand break repair via single-strand annealing; double-strand break repair via homologous recombination. The record is from RefSeq and is a predicted model, not a curated record. Bases 61 to 1824 code for a protein of 587 amino acids.